CUGCCCUUUCGGUUUAAGUAAUAUAUUUUUGGUACAAUGUAAACUGAGCUUCCUUUUAUAGGAAAUAUUACAGGCAAGCGAUGUCUUCUAUAUACUCUCCUCAGAUCAAAUGUGGGGUGUGUGCAGAUCUUAGUAUUCUUCACUCUCACUGCAAACAAUGUGGGAACCUCUGUGAAAACUGUUCAGGACUCCACAGCAAAGGAAAUGCCUUCAAAGAUCAUGAAGUGAUACCUAUAACUUUUUCAACCGGGAUGGAGACGAGUUCAAUCAAAGAGGAACAACCUUCCAUUCAGCCUGACCUCCUUGAAAGUACCCCCACCUCCACAAUACGGGUUGAUCCUGCAUCAACUUCAUCAAAUGCAUCUAACCCUCCGAAGAAAAAGGGGGUGAAACGUAAAUCAGCUCAAGAUAGCAUGAAGGGAAUGGAGAAAGCUUCUUGUCCAAAACAUAAAUCUAAUACUGUGGAUUUAUGUUGUCAGGAUUGCAAUCAAGCAGUAUGUUCCCAGUGUAUGACCACUGCUCAUACUGGACACAGAACUGGAGAUUUUACCGAAUUUUUCGAACACAAAAGAGCUAUGUUAAGAAAUGAUUUAUACCUCAUCCAGAGCCAUAUCAAGCAAAGAGAGGAAGCAAAACAGCAGUUGGUCGAACAUCUAGAAAAGAUGGAAAAAGCUACAGAAAACGUGGUAAAGGAGGUUAAAAAUUUCAUUGAAAAAAUGCGAACAGCCAUUCAUCAGAAAGCGGAAGAUCUGAAAACACAUACUAAAGAAACCAAAAAGCAGAUUACUUCUAGAAAGGGCGAGUUUGUCAAAGAAAUUAACAAACUAGAAACCUUACGUAAAAAAUGUCAAGAUGAGCAGGAUACUAAAGAUAUGGGAGUUGUUCUCUUCAGAAAGGAUGUGGCAUCCUCGCUCGAGAACUACAAAACUCUCCCAAGCUCGUACAAAAUUACACCUCCAGCAUUUAUUCCAGCGGAAUUAGACAAAGAUAUUAUAAAUAGUUUCGGAACCAUUGUUCCCGCCAUUAUUGAAGAAGAAACUAUUGCUUUUAAGCCUCCACCUCCAUUUGUUACCAUGAAAACGCCAGGGAAAAAGAAAAAGCAAAAAGGUGAAAAUAGUACUUCAUUUCCUUUCUCGACAUCCAGUUCUGCCUCUGCUCGAGAUCAUGAAAUACUGCAAGAAAUCAAUUUAUCAUGA
Saccostrea echinata is the source of this 1196-nucleotide messenger RNA. Its product is annotated as B-box type zinc finger protein ncl-1-like. NCBI's taxonomy places the organism in Eukaryota, Metazoa, Mollusca, Bivalvia, Ostreida, Ostreidae. Gene Ontology annotation, cellular component: nucleoplasm; chromatin. Bases 81 to 1196 code for a protein of 371 amino acids. Gene Ontology annotation, biological process: positive regulation of DNA-templated transcription. The record is from RefSeq and is a predicted model, not a curated record. The transcript is spliced from 3 exons. Gene Ontology annotation, molecular function: ubiquitin-protein transferase activity; zinc ion binding.